GGUCUCAGAUGGUGUUUUGGGGUUUCAGAUGGUGUUUUUGGUCUCAGAUGGUGUUUUGGGUCUCAGAUGGUGUUUCACCGGUCAGUGGGAUGUUUCUGAGGCUCAUCGUGUGUUUUGAGAGUCAGUGGUGUUGUAUCACGGCGUGAGGGUGAGUGCAGGGUUCUCAAGGCUAUGUUCUCUUCCUCUGAGUUGUGUUCGUCUGUCAGGUGGUUUCCUGUCUGUUAUGUAUAUUUCCUCCUCAGCUGAAGGUCGUGACCCUGCAUUCUGUUCGAUUGGUUUCCUCUCCAUAAGGUCAAGAUUCACGAAGCAAAUGCGGGAACAGAACAAUCAUGUGGAUCUGAUUAUGAUUGUCAUUACACGUGAUAACGUUUGUGUCGGUAUGUGUGUGUUGUAUUAUCUUUGUUUGUUUUAAGGGUGUGUGUGUGUGUGUGUGUGUGUGUGUGUGUGAAACGUGCUCCACAGAUGUUGUAUGAACAAUGUGGCCCCUCUCUAUUGUGUGUGUUCUGUGUCUCAGCAAGCGUCUGAUUCCAGUCCGGAUUCUGCCUCACGCUGAGUCCGAGCACAAAACAAAAGCAUUUGAGGAUUUCAAACGGGAUUUGGUCACAUGAGAUGCUGAAAUCAGCCUAGUACAGAUUAGACGGAUCAGCUCUGAAAUCAUGGGGCUUCGCACACACAUGAAUGAACUGUUGUGUCUUACACAUUCAUAAAGAGUGGAUCUCAGGAGUCAGUGAGGACGCUUCCUCAGCUUUCUAGAAGACUGUCAGAGUUCAGCUCUUGUGCUCUGACUCUGAGGUGCUCAAACAGUGACUUCUGUAGCGUCCUCUCGUGGUCAUAUCUGGAAACACACCAUGCAUUUCACUUUUAGAGUUUCACAAAGGGAGAAAAUUAAAAUGUAUAUAUUUAUUUUAAUUCCUUGUUUUAAUUAUUUGCAAAAACCAGAUUUAGAAUGUUUGUUAAUUUAUGAAAAACAAUAAUAAAAAAACAACAACAAUAAUAAAAUGUAAACAAAUAAGAAUUAUUUUAAUUAAAAAUUAGUUUAUUAAAUAAUUGCAUUUCUUUUUAUUUAUUUUGUUAGAUAUAGUAAAUUCAUUGAAAUUUCCAAGUUUUUAAUAAAUAAUUGAAUGUAUUCAUAGGAUUAUCAGUCCUCUGCUGUCUUGUGACUGGUGACCUCUGACCUCUGGAGUCUCAGUGUUCUGAGUGUCUGGUCUGUGGCGGCUCCUCACUGAUCUGCUGUGGUGCUGCUCUGGGGUCAGUGGUGUUGUGUGUGUAGAGCAGCUCCACCUCUCCACAGAUGAUUCCAGAUCAGUGUUCAGACCUGAAGAGUGUUAAGAAGAUUAGCACUGACUCUUUAUCUCUGAACGGACUGCAGACGCUUCACUCUAGAUUACACCGUGUUUUAUGAGCAGAUGAAUGAAUCAGGCCGUGAUGAUUCUGCUGGAGCACUGGGAGACAGUGAUGACAGCGAUGAGGAUACACAGACACUGCUGGCGGCUUCCUGGGAGAGUUUAUCCAUCAUGGAGCGACUGGGAUUAAAGAGCAGUGUGGAGAUGACGGAGGAGGAAGUGGAGAGCGCGUUUACCCAGAUUGCAGUGGGGUUUCACUGUGACCAGUACACACUGACCCAGCGGCUGCAGGCUGAGCGACACGAGCGCUGCGUCGCAGAAGAGAACCUGCAGAGAGAGCUGAGACAGAGCAGAGAGAUGCUGCAGCUGUUGUAUGAGCGUCUACAUGAGGCGGACAGCAAAAAGAUGGUGCAGCAGAUGGAGAACAACCUGCAGAUGCUUGAGAGCAACAUGGACAACGUCCUCAAAACAGCAGAGAUGCUCGGAGCUGCACACCAGGAAGCGCGUGUCAGUCACGCAGUGGAGCUGAUGUCAGUACACAUGGAGCAUCUCAAGAGACGUCACGCUACAGAGAGCGAGGAGAUGCUGGAGGUCAGAAAGCUGCUCCACAGGAGGAAAGGUCGAUUGCACAGUGACUCCACAGAUGAUCGAGAGCUCUUCAGAUAUUCAUCACAACAGGUAACUGAUCAUCCGACACGGCGCAGGGUCAGCAUCACCUUCCUCCCGACUCAGUCUGAGUUGAAGCAUCUAGAGGCUUCGUUUCUGGAGAACUGCAAGGCUAGUUUGGAUGCAAAGGACAGGAGACAGGAAGUAGUUCCAGACGAUUCUCCCGCGAGCAGUCUAAACCAAGACGAUGACAGCAGCGUGUUUCAAAGUCCAACGCAAAUCACGUCACUGCGCCAUCGCCGUCGUUAUUCUCCUACAGGACGCGCAUUUAAGGGGGAGGAGUCAAAACGAGGGGAGGAGCACAACCGAGAGCUAUGUCUCGCUCCACUACAGCGCCCCCUGUUGUCCUGGAGGUCUACAUGCGGAAGCAUCGUCAGAAUGUCUUUGCUUGUAUUCGUCCUGCUGAUGCUGAUGUUGGUUCUUUUAUGUGUUGUCAUGAGUGUUUGUAUAAACAACUGAUGGUUUAGUGUAGCUAUCUGAUCUUAGAAUAAACAUUCUGUAAAAACUG
Messenger RNA from Carassius gibelio (silver crucian carp), 2517 nucleotides. RefSeq names its product inositol 1,4,5-triphosphate receptor associated 2. Lineage: Eukaryota; Metazoa; Chordata; Actinopteri; Cypriniformes; Cyprinidae. The coding region runs from base 1407 to 2468 and encodes 353 amino acids. The record is from RefSeq and is a predicted model, not a curated record. The transcript is spliced from 11 exons. Gene Ontology annotation, cellular component: endoplasmic reticulum membrane.